AUGCAGGUCCUUCUGCCUGGAAAGCCCUUUCUCUUCCCUUUUCCCUGGUUAACUCUUAUUCCUUACUCAGUUCUCAAGUCAGAAUUCAUUUCCUCCUGUAAGCCUUCUUUGGUCUUCCCCCCAACUCUACUCUGGGGUAUGUUCCCCGUGCUUCCUUCACAUGACGCUGGCCUGUUUGUGUGCCUGUCUUCUCAACUAUGGAUUAUUAAAAGACAGAGACUCAGUUCCUCAAAUCCCCAGCACUUAGCCUGGGCCUGGUCUGAUGGGAGCUCAGGCCAUGCUUUUGAGCAAAUGACUGGUAAUAUCAGCUAA
This is a messenger RNA of Rangifer tarandus platyrhynchus (Svalbard reindeer), 312 nucleotides long. The record is from the annotation of a GenBank genome assembly. NCBI's taxonomy places the organism in Eukaryota, Metazoa, Chordata, Mammalia, Artiodactyla, Cervidae.